AUGUACUCCAAAACGGGAGUCGUCACUCAGUUAACAGACCUAAGAUCUCAGGCUCAUCGAGUCAUACUUGACUGGGUUAGUUGCUUCCAAUUUACUGUCGACUCUGGCACGUUCCUAAAAGUCGCCUACGUAUUGCCCGUAUCAUAUGCGCAGACGUUGGGCUCAGAGGCCAUUUACGAAUCCGUUUACAUGGAACUUCGUCAAGGUGAACAAUCAGAGGGACUAACUCAAUUUAUUAUCCCGACUGGCUGGAUAAGGGUCUGCAUGUAUACUGAUCGUGACCUCGUUACAAGGCCUGUAUUACAGAAGGUUGCAGAGGCUGAGACAGAAGGAUCCCUUUUCCGAUCAGAUGGUCCUUCGUUUGACGGCGCUUCGUUUGAAGACAGCGACUUCUUAUCCGCAUUCAACGAUUGGAUCGACACCUCCUCAGUUCCUGCCGUAGGUGGCACUACAUCUCCAGUCUCUUCUGGGGUGGAGCUACUUUCCCAAGUUCCUGAUGACGAAGGUGUCCCGUCGUCAAAUGGUCCAGGUUCCAUGUUCACCACAUUCCUUCUGACACCACUUUUCAACGUCACUGCUAGCGGUCAAAGUUUGCCUGGAGCCUCAAGCUUGCAGCGUUAUGUGUUAUGCACCCCAGCCGAUUUUAAGGCUGGGAUCAUUUAUGAUUGCGACUUCCUCGCGGCUCACUUUCCUUUUGCACAUGUAUGCAUACAGGAUGCCAAGGCUCUGGCUAAGAAUUAUCUCACCAUUUGUGGCAUGGACAUGGAUUCAUUCGCCGCGUAUUGCACUCAGGCUAUCGAAGAAAUGUUGACCGUGGCAAACAGUGCCGGUCAACCAGCGGAGUCAGGUUUUCGAUGCUGCAUAACCCAAAAGACCAAAGAUUUAAAUCUAUACAGUCGGGACGCAAUCAAAAUAGUAUCCUCGGAGUACGACAGAUUCAAGAAGGCCUUGAAGGACAACUCGCACCCUCUCGUCAACUGCAAGAAAAAACUUCGAUUGGAUGGUUUUGCCUUGAAUACCAAGCGUCCCCAUGAGAUCAUUCCCUACAUCACUAGCAUCACUGGCUUAACAGCUUGGAACGGCACCGUAACCUCAUUAGAAUUCACCAGAUCUCCGGACGGGAAUCUAUAUCGACGCAAGACAAUUCUAAUCUUACUGGCAUAUCGGAUCUUGAAGGUGGUUCAUCAGCACAAAUCCAACCGGUCCCUGCUGGAACUAUUCCCUCAUCAGUAUGAAAGCCUUCCGGAGCACUCUAUCGCACUAGUGUGCGCCAUGUACGUGAUACGGUUCAGGCGGUAUUUCCUGGACAUGAAAUUCACAAAAUAUCUUCUUCCCAUUUUGGAAAGGGAGGCAUGCCACCAGUUGGUUCUCCUCAGGAGGGCCCGUGAGGGCACCAGUGAUGCAGCUGUUGCACUGAAUCGGUGGAUCAAUACGCGUCAUGGAGACGUGGCUGGGAACAGGACCUGUUGA
This is a messenger RNA of Suillus fuscotomentosus, 1470 nucleotides long. RefSeq lists its product as uncharacterized. The record is from RefSeq and is a predicted model, not a curated record. Bases 1 to 1470 code for a protein of 489 amino acids. Lineage: Eukaryota; Fungi; Basidiomycota; Agaricomycetes; Boletales; Suillaceae. The transcript has 10 exons.